AACCAACAGAUGCUGAGCCCUUGGAAAGUCUACGGAUCCCGCGUGAUAACUUAAUCCCACUGAUAAGCACAAUGACGACCAAAGAAGCCAAGGUGGUAUUGGUUGACAUCGAAGGAACAACCACUUCGAUCAGCUUCGUGCAUGAUGUCCUGUUUCCGUAUGCCAAAAAGAAUGUGGAAAAGUUCUUAGAGGAAUCCUGGGCUGGAGAUGAUACCAAGCAGCUUGUCUACGAUCUGCAGAAAGUACCUCAAUUUUCCGAUUUUAAGGCCUCAUUAAGUACUCCGCCGACGGAAGUGGAUGUAAAACUGAUGACAGACUUUGUACGCUAUCUUAUUGACCAAGAUCUAAAGGUCACGCCGAUGAAAACGCUGCAGGGCCUCAUCUGGGAGCAGGGUUAUGCCAGCAAAGAGCUCAAGGGACAUGUGUAUGAUGAUGUUCCAAAAACGUUUCAAGCCUGGCAAAAUGAGGGUCUCCAGAUUGCUGUCUACUCCAGCGGCAGUGUUGCUGCCCAAAAGCUUAUUUUUGGUUAUAGUGUAGAGGGAAACCUGCAACCGUUUCUCAGUGCUCACUUUGACACACAUGUGGGCCACAAGCAGGACCAGCAAUCUUACAAAAAUAUAGCCAAGAUAUUAAACGAGGAACCACAGCACAUACUGUUUCUCACGGACAUUCCAGGAGAAGCGGCUGCUGCUCAAUCUGCUGGAUUACAAGCCAUUAUCCUUGAGCGUCCUGGAAACGCCCCCUUAACAGAUGAUCAAAAAAGCUGCUUCGAGGUGAUAACAGACUUCAAACCGCUUUUAUCCCUCAAAUUGCCGAUCAAUAAAUCCCAAGCGUAGGUUAAUCCAAAAAGAA
This is a messenger RNA of Drosophila eugracilis, 852 nucleotides long. It is a transcript of the gene Enoph, whose product is annotated as enolase-phosphatase E1. The record is from RefSeq and is a predicted model, not a curated record. Gene Ontology annotation, molecular function: acireductone synthase activity; magnesium ion binding. The transcript is spliced from 3 exons. NCBI's taxonomy places the organism in Eukaryota, Metazoa, Arthropoda, Insecta, Diptera, Drosophilidae. The coding region runs from base 72 to 836 and encodes 254 amino acids.